Messenger RNA from Oppia nitens, 811 nucleotides. RefSeq names its product glutathione S-transferase omega-1-like. Gene Ontology annotation, biological process: glutathione metabolic process. Gene Ontology annotation, molecular function: glutathione transferase activity; glutathione dehydrogenase (ascorbate) activity. NCBI's taxonomy places the organism in Eukaryota, Metazoa, Arthropoda, Arachnida, Sarcoptiformes, Oppiidae. Gene Ontology annotation, cellular component: cytoplasm. The transcript is spliced from 5 exons. The coding region runs from base 86 to 811 and encodes 241 amino acids. The record is from RefSeq and is a predicted model, not a curated record.
UGAAAACAUUUAAUAUUAUCAUUUUUAACAAAGUUUUUAUAAAGUUUUAUUUGACUAUUUUUUGUAAAAAUACUAUAUUUGCAAAAUGCCUGGAAUUUUGGAAAAAUUAGAGAAAAAUUAUAAGAAGGGCGAUCCAUUUCCUGACCGUAAGAACACAGACCUACUCCGCAUCUAUAGCUACCAGUCGUGUCCUUUCGCCGAACGGGCACUUCUAGUGUUAGCCGCCAAAGACAUUGAACAUGAGACAAUUAACGUGAAUCUAAAGGACAAACCCGAGUGGCUGUUGGAGAGGAAUCCAUUGGGUUUAGUGCCGGUCAUUGAGUUUGGAGACGACAACAAAGUGCUCUACGAGUCACUCAUUGUUGCCGACUAUUUGGAUGAAGCCUUUCCAGACAAACGACCGCUUCAGGUAAAGGAUCCGUACAUUCGGGCCAACGAUCGGGUGUUUAUCGAGACUUUUGGCCGAAAUUUUGGUAUUUUAUAUAAAGUUUUGAAAGAAGAAAAUAUCGACAAUGUCUGGGAUGACAUCAAAGAGGCGUUCAAUAAAGUGGAACAACAGUUGGCUAAGAGAAAGGGUGACAACAAGUUCUUGUCGGGCACUGAUUUACCCGGACUUACAGAUUAUAUGAUUUGGCCAUUCAUUGAACGAUUAACUCUAUUGUUAGACCUGUCCGGACACAACACGACUGACUACUUGAUCAAAGAGGUUCCCACAUAUCAUGAAUACCGACAGAAUCUGUUAUCUGACCCAACCGUUCAAAAAGUUAGUCUCAGCAGUAAAUUACUGUCAAACUAUUAUAUUUUAUUAUAG